Molecule: messenger RNA, 3031 nt
Organism: Pteropus alecto (black flying fox)
Lineage: Eukaryota; Metazoa; Chordata; Mammalia; Chiroptera; Pteropodidae
Gene: FREY1
Product: chromosome unknown C11orf94 homolog
Exons: 3
Coding region: 2695-2994 (99 amino acids)
Source: RefSeq, a predicted model, not a curated record
GAUGGAGCCACUGCAGCUGCAUAUCACUGGGCGGAGAUGUCUCAGGUCCGACUGGGACCCGGGCUCCCGCAGACCCGGGCUGGAGCCACAGAAAGCUGGAAUUUAACCUCGAGCAUGCGGAGCUGCUUGUCAGAGAAGCUGUGGGAGUAAACUGCCUCUUACCAGUCCUUGUUGAUGACAACAAGGCUGAACCUGGGCAGUGAGUGCAUAACAGCCAACCCUGUGGCUUCUGGCCAGACCUUUUGUCUGCCUCUUCGCCCUGCAGGGCCCUGUUGCCUGUCUGGGAGGGAGCCUGGUGAAUGGUGGGCCCAGCUCAGUGCAGAGUGGCAGCUAUUUCAAUGCAAAAAGCUUUUCUCUUUUAGGAAAAGAAUGUCAGGCACCAGCCAGCACUGGGGGUGAUGCUGGAUUGGGGGCUGGAGGAGGGAAUGGAAGGUAAACAGGAGCCUGAGAAGCUCUGGGAGAAAGCUGGGCGCAGGUUCUGCUUAGUCUUUCCCUUUCUUAACCCCUGCCCCUGCCCACUUUGCCCUGUGAACAGACCACACUCUCCUGCUGGAGUUUCUAGCCGGAGGGGUGGCCCCUUAGGUUCUGAGGGGGCUGGGUCUGCACUGGUUCUGUUGUGCGUCACCUCCCAGACUCUCGGGUUGAGGGCCACCCCAGCCAGAGUGGCCAGCCUUUCCCUGACUGCUUUCCCCAGGUGCCUCCGAGAAUCCCCCGACACCGGCCCUGGCCGGGGAAUGAAGGUAUCGAGCUUUGGUAGUCGCCGCUCGAGGCCCACAUCCCGCUGAGUCUAACAGGUAUUGCUGGGCCCUUGCUCUUUAGCCUUGUGCUGUGUAAUCAGAAAUGAGUAAGGCACAGUUCUUGCCCUCACUGAUCGGUGGAGACAGGUGUGUAAUUGCAUGCAAUGCACCGCAUCGCUGCAGUAGUUAGAAGUGUGUGCGAAAAGUAGUCUAGACUUGGAGUGGGCGAAUGGGGUGUCUGCCUGCCCAGGCUGAUGACUGGGGAGGUGCAAUGGUCAGGGAAGCCUCCAUUCAAGCCAGCUUUUAAACUGGAAAAUCUCCAUCAGGUUUUCAAUGGGCAGACUUUGAGAGGAAGCCCUGUGUCACAGUGGCAUGAAGCCAAUGCUAGGGCAGAAAGGAGUAGAGGGUGGUGAGCAGGGGGUGAGGCUGCAGGGGGAGAUCAGGGCCGAAGCUAACAGGCUAUCACAUACCAGCUGAGAAACUGGGAGGCAGCAGGGAAGAGCCUGUUUCAAACCUCGUCGCAGCUACCCGGUGCAGGGUGGACUAGUGGGCAGAGAUGGAGGCGAGGGGCACUGACAUUGAGGGCAGAGACCUAGAACAGCAGAUGGGCUGAAUUAAGGCCACAGCAGGGGGUUAGAGAGGUUUUAGCCAGCCUUGGGACUGGUUGUGCCUAGAGAGGAAGAGGUGGCACCUCGGAGGCAAGCGGGGGGAAGGACGAGGGGUGUGGAGUUAGGCACUGAGUGUCCUGAACUCACAGGACAGAAAGGGAGGUGUUCAGUGAGAAGUCAGUGUGUAGGCUCCAAGCACAGGGAGCAGAUAGAGUGAAGGAAACCUGAGCUGGUCAGCCUUGGGGGGCUACUCAGGACCAGGAGCCAGGGUUGGAAACAAGGGGCUUCCCUUUCUAACCUGGGGGCAUCUCAGCAGUUAGAGGAAUGGAUUGGACCUGCCAGUAGAUGUGUUUUAGAAGCAUCGGGGUUUCCAAAGGUUUUGAUCCCACUGGUCUGGGUGGGGCCUGGGGCUUGGUUUUAAAGCCUUGGGCUCUGGGCUUCUGCAGUGAGCCAGGUCCCCAUUGCAUUAAGGGAGGGCUGGGCAGGAACCAAAGGCCACACAGCUUUGCCUCAGGCCUAUGGAGAGACUGUCUCCAGCACACUGUCACAUUGUAUUUAUUCAUUCGACAAAUAUGUACUGAGCAUCCACCAGUGUCAGGUACUGGGGUCCUGUAGUCCCUGCCCUCUGAAAGCUGACACUCUAGAGAAGCAGGUUCCAGGAUUUGCCACCUAACUUGAAUCCCUCUGUCCAGCCUCGGGUGGUGGCAGGGCCUCUGGAGGCCCUGGGCCAAGCUGUUCUAAGCUGUGGGGAGCUAAGUGAGAAGUCCCUCCAAGUGCCGUCUGAGCUGGCCAGGACUAAGUGACCACUCGGGGCUCUUUAGCCGACAGGACCUUCCUGGGACUAUGAGAUGUCAGAGACACCAGGUAGUGGUAGUAGCAGGAGAUACGGAGGGGGCUGAGUGGGAAUGGGUGGGGCUCUGGGUGGUGAAGAUUCAGUGGCCAUGACCUCUGCUGAGGGUCUUGUGUGUGCCAGACCUUGGGCAUAUUAUGUACCUCACCUCACAGAUGAGGAAACAGGCCCACAGAAAUUAAGUGACAUGUCCACAUAGCAAGAGGUAAGGUGGGAUUUGAACUGAAAUCUAACUCCAUAGGUCUGUGCCCUUGAACCUUGGGCAAUGACACUAGAACAAGAUGUGGCUUAGCACCUGCUGGCCUACAGUGUCAGUGAAAUGAAACAAAUAAAAACCAAACCUCAGCGUGGAGGUUUCUGGCCUGGUCCAGAGCUGGUGCUGACUCUGAGCCCUGGAACCAGUGCCCUUUGUGAGGCGGCCCUGGGAGCUGGCAGUGGGUUCCAUCCUUUUGCUGGGGGAGGGGCAGGUGGAAGCCAGGAGCCAGGACCUGAGUAGGAGAUGGUUCUCACCAUGCUGGGGGCUCUGUACCCCAGGGCUGGGCUGAGCCUCUUCCUCCUCUACCUCGUCUUGGCAGCUGCACUCCUCCGCCCCCAGCCACUGAGGCCUCAGCGAUCUGUUCCUGAGGAAUUUUCAGCUCCCCUGGAACUCUCACAGCCAUUGUCCGGCCUCGUGGAUGACUAUGGGGUCCGACCUAAGCACCCAUGGCCACGAGGGCCUCGACCCCUCCUCUCCCGAGCCCAGCAGCGCAAACGUGACGGGCCGGACAUGGCUGAGUAUUACUACGAUGCACACCUGUGACGGGAUCCCCUUAUAAAGCUAUUCUGUGCAGCAAAGC